Messenger RNA from Ctenopharyngodon idella (grass carp), 2929 nucleotides. RefSeq names its product interferon-induced very large GTPase 1-like. The record is from RefSeq and is a predicted model, not a curated record. The transcript has 2 exons. NCBI's taxonomy places the organism in Eukaryota, Metazoa, Chordata, Actinopteri, Cypriniformes, Xenocyprididae. Bases 25 to 1155 code for a protein of 376 amino acids. Gene Ontology annotation, molecular function: GTP binding.
AUCUUUGGUGAAAACCCAUCUGAGAUGCAGGACAUUCUUCAGAUUGUUGUUCAGGCCUUCAUGAGGAUAAAGAAGGUCAUAAAGAAUGUUAGCUGUGUGUUUCUGCAUCAGAAUGUUUCAGACAUCACAGCAGGAAAGAAAAACAUGGAGGGAAGGAGACGACUGCAGGAGAACCUGGAUGAGAUGACAAAACUUGCUGCUGAAGAUGAAGAUUGUGAUGCAGAAUGUUUCAGUGAUGUCAUUAGAUUUGAUGUACAGAAUGAUGUGAAGUAUUUUGCUCAGCUCUGGGAGGGAAACCCACCCAUGGCACCACCAAACCCAAACUACUGUGAGAAUAUUCAAGAACUAAAGAAAACUGUUAUGUCUCAUGCCUCAAAAUCAGAUGGAAUGAAGAUGAAAGGCUUAAAAGAUCGUAUUAAAGAUUUUUGGGAGGCUUUACUGAAUGAACGAUUUGUCUUCAGUUUGAGAAAUUCCCAGAAGAUUUCAGCCUACAGGAAACUGCAGACAGAAUAUAGCAAGCGGUCCUUGCGGCUUCAUAGUACUAUGAUGGAAACUGAGAACAAACUAAACAAUAAAAUAGAAAAUGUUGCAAUUAAUAAAGUUGAGGAAACUGGUCUUCAAACAGACCUGGAGAAGACAAGUGAAGAAGAGGAAAAAUCAUUGUCUACAUUUGAAAUCAAAACCAAAGGCCUUCAAGAAAACGUAAGAGAAACAAAUGGGAAAAUAAAUGAGAUUCUUCAGCAGCAAAAGCAGAAUAAAAACACUGAUACUCAGAGGACACAUCAUGAAAACACUCUCUAUGAAAAGGGCAGAGACCUUGAUCUACAACUCACAGACAAAACUUAUGAUGAAGAAACACUUAAGAAAGAUGACAGCAGUACAGGAAGGGAAGCAGCACAACAGAUGAUGAGUUUACUGGAGAAGAAAGAUCUGGCAGAAAUCAAAGAAUCAUUUCUGCCUCAUCAGGGGAAACUGUGGCAUCAGUGGAGUCAGAAGAACAAAGAACUACAUCGACAUCGAGCAGAAGAGACAGAAAUGGAAAUAAGUAGAAAACAAACUGAAAUUAAGGAAAUUCGUCAACAACAGCAUGUAUCUGACAUCAGUGAUUUUAUGAAGCUCUUUAUUAAAGAAAUGAGCUCACAUGAUGAACAUUAAAUGUUUUUCAUUAAAUGGCUCAUAAUCCGUCUGGAUGAAUAUAUCUCAGCUGACCUUUCACAUCUACAUCACAAGUAUGAUGAAAAAUGGUCAACGGUCUUAAAACUGAAAGAGGAUCAUGAUAAACCUGAGCAACUCAAGGCUGAGCAAAUUGAACUUGAGAGAAUAUCUGAGGAACUUCAAGCUGCAUCCUUUGGUGUGGAGCACAUCAUGAGGGAGAUCGGUCAGAUCUAUGAAUCAUGUUCAUCUGUGAAGAAAAACAAGAGAGACCUGCAGGUUCACUUCUCUUCUCUCCCGAGUCUUGCAGCAGAAAUGAUGGUCUCUGGAUUUCCACUGGAGCUGAUGGAUGAAGAUGCUGCUCAUGUUCCUGUGGUCUGGAUCUCUGCUGUUCUAGAUGAACUCAUCCAGAAACUGGGAGACCAGAGAGUCUUUGUGCUGUCAGUUUUAGGGCUUCAGAGCUCUGGGAAAUGCUGAAUGCCAUGUUUGGACUCCAGUUUGCCGUCAGUGCUGGCAGGUGCACCAGAGGAGCUUUCAUGCAGCUGGUCACAGUGUCAGAUGAGAUAAAAACACAGAUGAACUUUGACUAUAUUCUGGUUGUUGAUACUGAAGGUCUUCGUGCUCUAGAACUGUCUGGAAGAUCAACAAGACAUCAUGACAAUGAAUUGGCCACAUUUAUUGUUGGUCUUGCAAAUCUGACCUUGAUCAACAUCUUUGGAGAAAACCCAGCUGAGAUGCAGGACAUUCUUCAGAUUGUUGUUCAGGCCUUCAUGAGGAUGAAGAAGGUCAAACUGAAUCCCAGCUGUGUGUUUGUGCAUCAGAAUGUCUCAGACGUCACAGCUGCAAAGAAAGACAUGGAGGGAAGGAGACACUGGAUGAGAUGACAAAACUGGCUGCUGAAGAGGAAGACUAUGAAGCAGGAUGUUUCAGUGAUGUCAUUAAAUUUGAUGUUCAGAAUGAUGUGAAGUAUUUUGCUCAGCUUUGGGAGGGCAGCCCACCCAUGGCACCACCAAACCCAAGCAGCUGUGAGAAUAUUCAAGAACUAAAGAAAUCUAUUAUGUUUUAUGCAAAGUCAUAUGUAAUGGUGCUGAAAGACUUCAAAGAUCGUAUUAAAGAUCUCUGGGAGGCUUUACUGAAUAAACGACUUGUCUUCAACUUCAGAAAUUCCCUUGAGAUUUCAGCUUACAGAAAACUGGAGACCGAAUACAGCAAGUGGACCUGGAGUCUUCGCAGUGCCAUGAUGGAAACAUGUAGAACAAACUACACAACAAAAUAGAAAAUGAAGCAAUUCAUGAGAUUAAAGAAACUGAUCUUCAAACAGAACUGAAUAAGACAAGUGAAGAAGUGGAAAGAUCAAUGUCAGAAUUCUUUGAGAAAGACGCUGACAGCAAAACAUAAUUUUGUUGAACAGAUACCUGCACCACAGAUGAGUUCUGUUGACUCCAACACCUAUGUUCAGUCUUUAAACUGUUUGUCUCUGAGAGCGCUUUACCAACAUCAGCAAGCUGUUCAGCUGCAUUGGACUGAUAUUGUACAUGAACAUUGUAAAUUAAGCUCCAUCAUCAACUACUGAUGUUGGGGCAGUUGUUUUUUUUUAGUUCAUGGCAAAAAAAAAAAAAAGCAGCAGACACCUUGGAAAUGCCAGGUAUGUUUAUUUUUACUUGUGUCCAGGAAUGGCACCAAGGUUUGUGUCAGUUUAAGUGUCUUUGACCUUCAUGUUCUAUAUUUUGAUUUUGUUGUGCACCAUGUUGUAAUUAAAUUAUUAUUUUUUAAUCUC